Electrophorus electricus (electric eel) is the source of this 1511-nucleotide messenger RNA. It is a transcript of the gene atp6v0ca, whose product is annotated as ATPase H+ transporting V0 subunit ca. Gene Ontology annotation, cellular component: proton-transporting V-type ATPase, V0 domain. The record is from RefSeq and is a predicted model, not a curated record. Gene Ontology annotation, molecular function: proton-transporting ATPase activity, rotational mechanism. Lineage: Eukaryota; Metazoa; Chordata; Actinopteri; Gymnotiformes; Gymnotidae. Gene Ontology annotation, biological process: proton transmembrane transport.
CUCCCUUCAGUUCGCCAUUUUCUUCCUCUUCACCGGUGAUGAGCGUUCUAUAGGAUUCGUGACUUAACUCCCGCUCUUCGUACCACACUCUUAAAGCCCUGUCAUUGUGGAAGCGUUGUUCAUAGUAACGCGAAUAGUGAGCCUGGGUAUAGUUAGGCUUGUUUACCUCAUUGUCGUUAUUUUGUUUGUGUCCUGAACGUGCAAGAGAAUGUCCGCCGAAAACCCCGAAUACUCCCCCUUCUUUGCAGUGAUGGGUGCUUCAGCAGCAAUGGUCUUCAGUGCACUAGGUGCUGCUUAUGGUACAGCUAAGAGUGGCACAGGCAUUGCUGCCAUGUCUGUGAUGAGGCCAGAGCUGAUCAUGAAGUCCAUCAUCCCCGUGGUAAUGGCAGGCAUCAUUGCCAUCUAUGGCCUGGUGGUUGCUGUUCUCAUUGCCAACAGUAUUUCAGACACCGUCUCACUCUACAAGAGUUUUCUUCACCUAGGUGCUGGGCUCAGUGUGGGCCUGAGUGGCUUGGCUGCUGGCUUUGCCAUCGGCAUUGUGGGAGAUGCAGGCGUCAGGGGCACAGCCCAGCAGCCUCGCCUGUUUGUGGGCAUGAUCCUCAUUCUGAUCUUUGCUGAGGUGCUGGGGUUGUAUGGGCUUAUCGUUGCCCUUAUCCUCUCCACCAAGUAAACUAUGUUAAUAUCAGUAAUAAUGAUUAUAAUAACACAAUCACCCACCCACUACACCAACACAUACAUCCACUUAAUAAAACACAUUGAGUAACUACACCACAAGAACCGAAUAGAGGGGUGUGUGUGUGUGUGUGUGUGUGUGUGUGUGUGUGUGUGUGUGUGUGAGCUCUCCCCUCUGUGUGUAUUAUAGUAACCUAACGUGCGUCUCCUUGUAAAUGCGCUGUGUUCCUGUGUUCUUGUCUUGUUGGUGUAUAGGUAGCUGCCCUUAUCCCUACCGCUACACUUGUUUGUGUUUUUAUUUUAUUCCUUUUUUUUUCUUGUUUGAAGAACAAAUAAUCUUAUUUGUCAUAUAUUUUGGGACCAUAUCUGAUUCUAACACUGAUGUUGAGGACCUAACUGUAAAAAAAAAAAAGAAAAAAAAGCAUUUUGAUUAUUUAUGAAGAUUUUGAAGUGUUCAUGAAACUGCUUAAAUUGAUUAAAGUCUUUAUUGAAAUCCCAAUGAUCUAUAUAUAAAUACAUGUAUCAAAAUAUAUAUCUGUAUAGGUAGGUGAAUUGCACUGUGGGUAAAUUGUGCUUGGAGUUGCUCUGGAUGUAAUCACUGGUUACCAUAGAGUUUUGUUUGUCUGUAUCAAGAUAUUGGUGUGGAAGUUUACAGAGUGUGCGAUUGCGAGUAUGCACACGUAUGUGUGUGCGUGAAUGUGUACGUUUUAAUUCUAAGGUGAUAUCCUUUUGGACAUGUGUAGCGUUAUACCUGUAGUUACUACUGUUACUGGUUGCAAUGAUGGGCAAACACCAGCCCAGCCCGUCCUGUUUCCAAAUAAAACUUCAACUUCCUCCUU